Peniophora sp. CBMAI 1063 is the source of this 594-nucleotide messenger RNA. The record is from the annotation of a GenBank genome assembly. NCBI's taxonomy places the organism in Eukaryota, Fungi, Basidiomycota, Agaricomycetes, Russulales, Peniophoraceae.
AUGCCAUCAUACACUUUAUCCGACAUUGCGUAUGCUAAGAUACUGGUUCAUGCUCUCAAGCAUCCACACGCGCGCGUGAACGGCGUGCUGCUCGGUACGGGAAAGGGCAAGGACGUGACGAUCUCGGACGCGGUGCCCCUGCUACACCACUGGACGAGUCUGUCGCCUAUGAUGGAGAUUGGCCUCGAUAUUACUAGGAACCACGCCGCGGACCGCGGCCUUAGCAUCGUCGGCUAUUAUCAGGCUAUGGAAUACGUCGACGCGAACGCUGCUACACUCGGACCGGUCGGAGAGCGCGUCGUAGAGAAGAUUAAGGAAGGCUUCGCGGAUGCCCUGGCUAUCGUCAUCGACGGCGCGAAAGUAGGCGUCCCCGACGACUCUGCGCUAGUGCCCUACAUACACUCUGCCGCCGGCUAUCGUCCAACUUCGGCAUCCACGGUGCAAGUAUCGGAUACUACACCUGCUCGAGUACUCGAGUUGGUGCGCACGACAUCGUUACAUGAGAAGUUCGGCGAUUUCGACGAUCAUUUGGAGGACUUGUCGGUGGACUGGCUACGGAAUGCCGUCGUACAGGAGGCACUAGACGCGAAGUGA